Desarmillaria tabescens is the source of this 543-nucleotide messenger RNA. RefSeq lists its product as uncharacterized. The record is from RefSeq and is a predicted model, not a curated record. The coding region runs from base 1 to 543 and encodes 180 amino acids. NCBI's taxonomy places the organism in Eukaryota, Fungi, Basidiomycota, Agaricomycetes, Agaricales, Physalacriaceae. The transcript has 3 exons.
AUGCGACCCCAUCUUUGGCAAUAUAGUCUCUUCUGUUGUCUUCCACUCAAGUUUUCUGUCCAAGGGAAAGUUGUCAAUGUAACCAUUAACGAUCAAAGCCCUUCGUUGUUUUACUCUCCUGAGGAUGGAUGGAACGACAGCCUAAAACCAUGCCCAGGUUGCACUGCGCACCCUAACGCCUCGAAAGCAAUAUACGGGACAUGGCACGAUUCUACACACUAUCCGGAUGUUGGGAGCGAGCUUAGUCCAAUGCCUAAUGUAUCUGCCUUGUUUAACGGCACUGCCAUCUACGUGAUAUGUAUACUCGCCAAAACCACCACCUCACCCACCGGGAACUCAGACAUGAGUUUUUACAUUGAUGAUGACCUUGUUGGCCAGUUCAUACAAGCCACUCCCGGAGAGCCGGGCUUCGAGUACAAUGUUACCGUCUAUUCCAACUCUUCAAUUCCUGUUGGCCAGCACAGAUUUACACUUCAGAACGGACACAUCGGUGGAAACAAAUCAUUGGCCCUUUUUGAUGCCUUGGUGUAUUCGUAUGUCUAG